AACGUUAUCCCAUAUGUGGUGGAUACAUGUACAUCGCCAUGCUCUUUAUAACCAUAGCACCAGGACAGAACAAUUAUAAGAAUCGCCAUACGACGCCAUGGCAAUCAAAGGCAGCAGUGGCGGCGCCGCCGGGAGGAGCAUCAUGCGGAGCACGUCGUCGAAGGUGACGGAGGAGGAGUUCAAGGAGUGGCUCAGGAGCUUCAACACCGACCGCGACGGCAGGAUCAGCCGGGCUGAGCUCCGCCAGGCUAUGCGCAGCAUCGACCUCCGGUUCAGCGGAUGGCGGAGCCGCUGCGGCAUCCGCUAUGCAGACGCCGAUGGUGACGGCUUCAUUGAAGAUGACGAGAUCGACAGCCUCAUCCACUUUGCACAACACCAUUUAGGCCUUAAAAUUACCACCUACUGAUUAUUAAUUCAAUUAAAGCAUUUUUUUUUUUUAAAAAAUGAUAAUUGAUCGAGUUUACAUAUAUAUUUAUGUAUGUGUGUGUUAAUUUAGUUAAUCAUGUGAUUAAGUUGUUGAUUUUGUUGUAUUUGGUAUAAUAAUAAACUUAUGUGUUUGUGAACUA
Zingiber officinale is the source of this 566-nucleotide messenger RNA. RefSeq lists its product as uncharacterized. The transcript has a single exon. Lineage: Eukaryota; Viridiplantae; Streptophyta; Magnoliopsida; Zingiberales; Zingiberaceae. Gene Ontology annotation, molecular function: enzyme regulator activity; calcium ion binding. The coding region runs from base 98 to 406 and encodes 102 amino acids. The record is from RefSeq and is a predicted model, not a curated record.